UUUGCUUCAGGAAGCCGAGCUCGUCUGGAUUCCCACCAUGGCCUGGGCCCCUCUGCUCCUCACGCUGCUCACGUACUGCUCGGGUUCCCUCUCCCAGUUUACUCUGACUCAGCCGCCCUCAGUGUCAGUGUCCAUUGGCAACACAGUUAAACUCUCCUGCACCAUUAGCAGUGGAUACACAUUUGGAGGUGUCCGUUGGUACCAACAGAAAGAUGGGAACAGCCCAAGAUACCUUCUGAGUUACAACACUGACUCUGACAAGCACCAGGGCUCUGGGGUCCCCAAUCGCUUCUCCGGUUCCAAAGACGCCUCUAAGACAAACGGCUACUUAACCAUCACCAGCGUCCAAGCAGAGGAUGAGGCUGAUUAUUACUGUGCUGCAUAUGCUAGUGGUGCUGCACAGAAGCCGAGCUCAUCUGGAUCCACCAUGGCCUGGGCCCCUCUGCUCCUCACGCUGCUCACUUACUGCUCAGGGGUCAGUUCGCAGCCUGUGGUGACUCAGGAGCCCUUGAUGUCGGUGACCCCAAGAGAGGCUGUCACUCUGUCCUGCAGCAUGAGCACUGGAGCCAUCACCACCGGCAACUAUCCAGGCUGGUACCAGCAGAAACCAGGCUCUGCUCCUCGGACACUUAUAUACAGCAGCAAUACCAGACUCUCCGGGAUCCCUGACCGGUUCUCUGGGUCCAUAUCCGGUAACAACGCUGCCCUGACCAUCAAAGGUGUCCAGGCAGAGGAUGAGGCUGACUAUUACUGUGCUGUAUUGACUGGUCGUGUGAAUCACAGUGAUCCAGCCAGAUGGGGAACUGAGACAAAAACCUCCCCUGUCUUCCUCCCCUCCAGCCUGGGCUCUGCGCUGGCUGCACAGUUUGGUUCCUGCCUGCAAUAUGAGUAG
Emys orbicularis (European pond turtle) is the source of this 892-nucleotide messenger RNA. RefSeq names its product signal-regulatory protein beta-1-like. The record is from RefSeq and is a predicted model, not a curated record. The coding region runs from base 38 to 892 and encodes 284 amino acids. Gene Ontology annotation, biological process: immunoglobulin production; immune response. The transcript is spliced from 4 exons. NCBI's taxonomy places the organism in Eukaryota, Metazoa, Chordata, Testudines, Emydidae.